AUGAACGGGAUUCUAGCUCAAGUGUGUUUGCUGGGAUAUCUGCUGCAGGCCCUGACUGAACCCGUCCCAGCAUCAGAGUUUGUUUUGGACGGAGAUUUUUUUCUUGGUGGACUUUUUGACAUUCAUCAAGUCAGUCACGGUCUUUCUCAGGACAGACCAGAGGCUUUCGCUUGCUCAAGUCAGCCUUUUAUUCUAUCAAGUUAUCGGAGAUUUCAGAUGAUGAGGUUCUCUAUAGAGGAAAUCAAUAACUCUACUAACUUGCUGCCAAAUGUAACUCUAGGCUAUAAAAUAUUUGACCACUGCUCAGACAGACAAAAUUUUCCAGAUGUUUUCAAUCUCAUCUCUGUGAAUGGUUUCAUCAAACCCUGGAAUGAAUCCCCCAAGAAUACCUCAAGAAUGAUCGCAGUGGUUGGCACUUAUACAAGCACGGCGACGCUGAGUUUUGCCCCGCUCUUGAUGAAGGAUCUCAUUCCCCUGGUCAGCUAUGGUGCUGCUAGUUCUGUCUUUUCAAAGAGGUAUCAUUUUCCAUCUUUUUUAAGAACAAUACAUCCAAACAAAGAUGUUAUAAAAGUUAUUCUGAUGAUUCUGAAAGAAUUUGACUGGCGCUGGGUCUCCUUCCUACACAUUGACGACGAAUACGGCAGAGAUGGCCUGGACUUAUUUAUCAAGAGCAUUGCUGAUACUGAAAUCUGUCUGGCAUACAGAAACAGCCUUGAUACUUACACAAAUUACACAAAAAUUUUCCAACUAAUGAACUCUCUUAGGGUCAAUGUCACAAUUGUUUUUGCACCAGAAUGGACUGCUGAAGCUCUCAUUAAGGCCGCCAUAAAGCACAACAUCAUCAACAAAGUGUGGAUAGCUGUGGAUGCCUGGUCCUUACACAGAAAGCUUCCCAAAGAAAAUGGAAUAAGAAAAAUCGGAACCGUAGUUGGAAUUGCUGAGCCAGUAAUCCCAAUUCCAGGUUUCAGAGAUUUCAUCUAUUCUUUGGAAGCCCGGUAUCAGCAGGAAGAUGCAAACAAAGGAAAGGUCUGUAAUCAGAUCUGCAACUGCACCAAUGUGACAGCCCAAGAUAUCAUCAAUGCAGAUCCAUCUUUCUCCUUUUCUGUUUACGCUGCUGUGUAUGCCAUCGGCCAUGCUUUACAUGCUGUGUUGCAAUGUGGAGUGGACACCUGUAACAUCAGCAUACCGGUACACCCGCACAUGAUUUUAACAGAGCUGAGAAGAUCAAAUUUUUCACUUCUAAACCAGAGGGUUCAGUUUGAUGAAAAUGGGGACCCCAAGUAUGGAUCAUAUUCAAUAGUUUUCUGGAACGAAAGUGGUGAGGCAGAGGAGGUUGGCUUUUACAGUUUCCCUCCAUCAUUCCAGUUCUUCAUCAACAAGAGCAAAAUCAAGUGGCAUGAAAAUGGGGAGGUGCCCGUGUCAUUUUGUUCCCCUGAGUGUUCAGAAGGGUUUGCAAAAAAGCAAGAAGGAACUCACAAGUGCUGCUUCAAUUGUACUAUUUGUCAAACAGGAACUUAUAUUAAUAGUACAGCGAAUCCUUACGACUGCAUCCGCUGUAAGGAGACAGAGUGGUCUGAAGCAGGAAGUACUUCAUGCAAUCUGCGGCGGGAGGAGUACACAACUUUCUCACACGGUGGAGCUGUGGUGAUCAUCGUCGGAACUUUGAUCUUUGUGUGCCUCACCGUAGCUGUAUCUGUUCUCUUCAUACGCAAUUACAAGUCACCUGUUGCAAAAUCUGCUGGAGGGCCGAUGUGCUUCCUAAUUUUAGCAUGCCUAAGUCUGUCGAGUAUUAGUGUGUUCUUUAACUUUGGUAAGCCCACACCUGCUUCUUGUGUCUUGAGGUAUUUCCCAUUUUUGCUUUUCUUUACUAUUUGCAUUGCAUGCUUUUUAGUACGCUCAUUUCAAAUUGUUUAUGUUUAAAAUGGCUUCCAAGUACCCCAUCCUCCUCAACUGGUGGAUGAAAUACCACGGGCAAUGGUUGGUCAUCAUAUCAACGUCUUUCUUCUGUUCUUGCUUUUCGCUGCCUCAUGGCCUCCUUACAUAGCUGACCUCGAUAGAAAUGCCAGGGUGAGGCAGGAGUAUCCAGCCAUUGACCUUAAGAGAGGCAAGCUCCACCGUCAUGCGGUGCGACCCGGCACCAUCCCGCUCAGAAAUGACAGUCUGGCCCGGCACAUACGGGAGAUGUCAACUGACACGGAGGAACAGCUGUGCACAAGGUUGCGCGGCUGUCCCUUCAGUGUCCAGCUGGAUGAGACCACCACGGCCGGCAACAAUGUACUCCUGAUGGCCUAUGUCCGCUACGUGUCCGGGAGGGACCUGGUGGAGGAUUUCCUGUUCAGGGAACACCUGAGGGAAAACCAUCUUCAACGCCCUGACUAA
This is a messenger RNA of Fundulus heteroclitus (mummichog), 2379 nucleotides long. RefSeq names its product taste receptor type 1 member 1-like. Gene Ontology annotation, molecular function: G protein-coupled receptor activity. Gene Ontology annotation, biological process: G protein-coupled receptor signaling pathway. NCBI's taxonomy places the organism in Eukaryota, Metazoa, Chordata, Actinopteri, Cyprinodontiformes, Fundulidae. The record is from RefSeq and is a predicted model, not a curated record. Gene Ontology annotation, cellular component: membrane.